This is a messenger RNA of Nerophis lumbriciformis (worm pipefish), 516 nucleotides long. Lineage: Eukaryota; Metazoa; Chordata; Actinopteri; Syngnathiformes; Syngnathidae. The record is from RefSeq and is a predicted model, not a curated record.
AUGUGUGGCGCGGAUAUUGACCUGGAUGAUGGAGGCGAGGAAGAGAAGGAGGAAGAGUUGUGGAUGGGUGAGCGUGUGAAGAUGCUUCCCCCUCCUGUGGCCCACAGUGGGGGUUCCGCGUGGGGCAGCCGGAGGGACAUCUCGGGCUGCGUGUUCUGCGGGGCAGCUCUGGUCCUUUGGAACGUGUGUGUUCUCCUCGCCGGUGCCAUGCUCCUUACGCUGGUCUUCUCCUUGGUGCUGCUGCCUGCAGUUGUGCUGCUCUACGUUGGAUUCUUGUGCCAUUCCAGGAUCCUGGACAGCAAGUCAGCCAUCUGCAAUUACCUUGAUGAUAAUAGCUGCUCGGCCCUCAUUAUCCUGGGCUUUGUGAUGAUGUCGCCACUCAUGGUGGCAGCGGCAGCAGUUUUCUGUGGCCUGCUACGAAGGUUCCGACUCCUGCUUCUCAUUCAACCAAUCAGUCGCGCACGCUACCGGGGGAGACUGAUGGACUGGGUUAACAGCGUCCACGCUUGGGUCUGA